Messenger RNA from Ogataea angusta, 2340 nucleotides. RefSeq lists its product as uncharacterized. Gene Ontology annotation, molecular function: carboxypeptidase activity. Lineage: Eukaryota; Fungi; Ascomycota; Pichiomycetes; Pichiales; Pichiaceae. The transcript has a single exon. The coding region runs from base 1 to 2340 and encodes 779 amino acids. The record is from RefSeq and is a predicted model, not a curated record.
AUGACAGAACCCUUUCCGAACCCGGCUCUGUCGGGACAGUCGAUUGCGCAGGACGAUUACCUCGGCCAUCUUCUUUCGUCCAACAAUUCCCGCUCCAACUCCCGCAAAGCGUCUCUUGCGUACGGCAGCAUCAACGAUAAUGAGCCGGUAUUAAGGCGUUCUCGCAGUCUUACAGAAUCUAUAACCAACUCAAUGAUAGUGGCUACGAACGUGACGUGGGAGCAGAUCCAGCGUCGCCGGUUUCUGUCGGUGUGUGUGUUUGGGUGUCUUUUCAUCUUUCUCUUCAAUUUGGUGUUUCUUCCGCGGACCUCGUUGGACAGGGAUUUGCGACGUCUCCAUGGCGAGUUUCUCACCUUUGACGACUGUUCGCGGCUAUUUUUGACCCAGCUCAACUUCAAGAACAACGUCAGGAGCUACAUGGAGUUCAUGGAGCGCGACGUGUACUUGCCUGGCAAGAACCACGAGGCGGUGGAGUCGUUUUUCAAGAAAAACUACCAGUUCAGAACGUACUCUGACAAGUACGAGACCUGGAUGGGCAGGCCUCUGAAGACGCAUCUGAAGAUGUACGACGGCGACGCCGUGGUAUAUGAGGCAAAACUGAAAGAAAGCGAGCUUCUGUCGUUCCACCCGUACUCUGCCAACGGGACUGUCAACUCCGAGUUCGUUUACUUGAACUAUGGUCUGGAGCACGAUUACGAGACCGUUCGCAACGCCGGCGUCGAGGUGGGUGGUCUGAUUGGCAUUGUUCGCCGCGGGGGGAUCAGCGUCGAUCGCAAGAUCGAGAUCGCUCAGGAACACGGGGUCUCUGCCGUUUUGGUGUACUCCGACCCGUACGACGACGGACAGCAGAGAGUCAAGAACGGCCGCAAACCGUUUCCAUCUGGGCCGGCACGGAAACCGUCCAGCGUGGACAAGGAGACGGUCAGUUUCCUUGCUGAGCAGCCGGGCGACCCGACGACGCCCGGCUGGUCGUCGACGCUUUUUGCUCACAGGGUGGAACCAAAAACCGUUCCGAAAAUUCCCUCCUUGCCGCUCAGCUACGAAGACAUCGAGCCUAUCCUGAAGACCCUGGGCGGCCCGGAUGUGGGCUGGCGCGGCGACCUGGAUUUUUCGUACUCGUGCGGGCCCUCGAGCUAUUCUCUUGACCUGCUCAACAUCGUCGAGUACAAAAUCAAGCCUAUCUACAACAUUGUGAACGAGAUCCCAGGCGUGAUCAAGGACGAGGAGCUGAUCAUCGGCGCGUCCAGAGACUCGAUCGGCGGCCUUGGCGGCGUCUCGGGCGGCCAUGUGGCCAUGAUGGAGCUGGCCAGGGGGUUCGACGAGCUCGUCAAGCUCGGCUGGAAACCGCUCAGAACCAUCAAGCUUAUAUCCUGGGACGGGUCCAGCUACGGUCUGCUGGGGUCCACGGAGUUUGGGGAGUUCUACUCCAACAAGCUCGCGAAAAACAAUAUUCUUUACAUCAACUUGGAUAAAAUAAACGGCUCGCAAGUGAAAAUACAGAGCCACCCGCUUUUCAACGAGCUGCUGCAGAAAGUGAUGAAGCAGGUGAUGGUGAACGAUAGGCAGACGCUCCACCAGUACUUCGCAACAUCGAACUCGUCGAUGGGCCUGAUCUCGACCGGAAUGGGCGACUACUCUGUGUUCCAGAACCAUUUAGGCAUUCCGUCGCUGAACCUCGGCUUCUCGAACAAUAAAAACACAGACCCUGUGCCGUACUUCAACUCGCUGGCGGACUCGCUCGAGUGGUACACCAGUCUGGACCCAGACCUCAAAUUCCCAAGUGUGAUGGCGCAGUUUGCAGGCCUGUUUGUGCUCCAUCUCAGCGAAAAGGAAAUUCUCCAUGUGAGAACUCACGACUACAUCGCCACCAUAUAUUCGCGCUACAGACACAUAGUCGACGAGGUGCCGUCUUAUUGGCUCGACCGCAUAUGUGAAGACGAGUCCAACACGCGGCUGGAAACAAAACUGAAGGAGAUGGACACACUUUUCCAGACCCUGCUGAAAAAAAGCUCGAGCUUCGACUCAAACCUUGAGCUUCUGCAAAAACAGAUUCUUCAGGACUACCCGUGGUUCAGGCUGCUCACGAAAAUCAAGAUCGCCAUCAAAAUCAAGGUGGCCAACCUGAAGGUGCGCUCGCUGGACCGGAUGUUUGUGACGGACCCGGUGCUUAAAGACCGCGCGUGGAUCCGUCACCUCAUAUUCGCCCCCUCCCGCGACUCACAGCACGUCUGUGUUCUUGCGGGGCUCGCAGAGCCGCUCAAGGCCGCAAACUACGACACGUUCGCCGCCAACCUCAACGUUGUCGGCGACGCUUUAACGAAACUGCACCGCAAACUGUGA